AUGAAGAAGCGAAUUUCAAGCUCCUGUGACGCAUGUGCGUUCCGAAGAGUCAAGUGUGACGCUGAGAGACCAUGCCGUGAAUGUCGAAUUCGAGGCUUGGAUUGCACUUCUCUUCGCACAAGAGGCAAACGAGGCCCCAAGGGUCCUCGUCCGGCAACAUGCCGGAAAAUAAAAGAAGGUCUCGGCCGCUUGACGCAGACUCACGACACACCUGGGGCUCUGACAGUUUCUGGGUCAAGUCCUGAAUCGGCAUCCAGCCAUGAAAUUGGCGUAGGGCUCGACUUCAUGGUGCCCACGUGUCCUCGGAGGCUACCUAUUGACGCAUAUUGCAAGUACCUGGGAAUAUUUCGAGAUCGAUUGUAUCCUGUUUGGCCCGUCGUGAAUGUCGAUGACUUGAUUUCGAAACUCAUUUUCGAUAUCAACGACCUCGAGUCAUAUGCUUUGGCAGCAUCUGUGUGCGCAGCGUCCAUCGCCCAACUUCGACUACCAGAACACACAGAGUCAUGCGAGGCAGCAAUCUCAUCCCAUCAAUUUGCCAAGGAUGCCCAAACCGUUCGUGAGCAGUAUGACUACCGGGAAUGCCACAAACUAUCGUCUAUUUUGACACCGUUCUUCCUACAUAUCUACUUUGCCAACGCAUCGAAGAUUCGAACUGCAGCAGUGUACCUACGAGAAUCGAUAGCGUCAGUGCAUUGGCUGGGCCUUGAUCGACAAGAAACGUAUGAACCCUUGGAUCGAAAAGAGCGAUCGUUGAAACUGCGGAUAUUCUGGAUGCUGUUCAUAUCUGAGAGGACAUUUUGCGCACAAAACUGUUUCCCAGCAGUGCUUGUGCCGAUUGACGAAAUGCCGCCAUACGAGGAAACGGACAGCGAGUUCAGUUCGAUAACGCAGGCAUUUUCGUCACUUACCCGCCUCUUUUCACAUCUGCAAAGCAACAUCAUGGAGACAUCGUCAUCACGUCGGCCAGUGAUGGACCCCGAUAAAGUGGCCAUUGCUCAAACCGACCUCUGUGCGCAUACGCAGCAUUCUUCCUUCACUGAAGUGCAACAAGUGGACUUGUUUGUCACGCGGCAAUGGAUACGACUGCUCAUAUGGGAGUACACCAUGCGGCACUACAAAAUGUCUCGCGAUUCGUCGAACCAGGCAUUUUCAUUGCUGUUGCCGGUGACAAUUGCACGGGAACUCCUGUGUCUAUUCCCCUCUGUGUCGGCAGAGUCGAUCUAUGCCCACGGCUACGGAAUGGAACUCAAAGUGUUUAGGAUGGCGGAUGCCCUGCUGGAUAUUCUGGCUUGUGCACCAGGAUCCACAAGAGAAGGUGGAAUGUGUGCGGGAAUGGGUGAUAUUCUUUAUUCCCUCAAAAACGUACUACUGGAUAUUGGAGGAGUCAAGUCUGGCUUUCUCGACAAGCUCCAGAUUCGGAUGUCGAACUCGGAAUUGGGGAAGCGACCGUGGCCGUAUCUCAGCAUGCAGUUUCCAGAGAAUGCGGCUCCGCGACCAGACGAGAAUGUGGUUUACGAAGUGGAUGGUCACCUUGAGACUGAGGCAGAUGAUUUGGAUAUUUCUCCAGUUCAAUAG
This is a messenger RNA of Pochonia chlamydosporia 170, 1575 nucleotides long. Its product is annotated as aflYd/ sugR/ sugar regulator. Bases 1 to 1575 code for a protein of 524 amino acids. The transcript is spliced from 4 exons. Gene Ontology annotation, molecular function: zinc ion binding; DNA-binding transcription factor activity, RNA polymerase II-specific. NCBI's taxonomy places the organism in Eukaryota, Fungi, Ascomycota, Sordariomycetes, Hypocreales, Clavicipitaceae. The record is from RefSeq and is a predicted model, not a curated record. Gene Ontology annotation, biological process: regulation of DNA-templated transcription.